This is a messenger RNA of Pelagomonas calceolata, 1396 nucleotides long. NCBI's taxonomy places the organism in Eukaryota, Pelagophyceae, Pelagomonadales, Pelagomonadaceae. The record is from the annotation of a GenBank genome assembly.
GCUGCUGAACUUGCAGUCAGUGUGCAGCGCCGCCGAGGCAGCGGUAGCAAGGAUGCCGGGACCAAGACGACGAUGCAGCGGCCGCGCGCUGCUGCUUUGCAUUUACACCACACAUGCAUUCCUCGCGCCCCCGCCGGCGCCGCGUGCGCCUCAGCUCAACGCGCUCGACAGCUUCAUGGUAGGGCGUUUAGAUGAUAUGAGAGGCACCUUCGACGAGCUCACGGCACGUUUAGCUGAUCCGGACGUCCUCGACGACCCCGACAAGAUGCUCCAGAUCUCGAAGCAGCGCGCCGACGCCGAGGAGGUCGUGAACACGUACCAAGAGUACGAGAACCUGGAAGAGGAGCUGUCGGGAGCGACGGAGAUGUUCCAGGAGGCCGAUGACCAGGAGAUGAGAGAACUCGCAAGGGAGGAGGUCAAGGACCUUGAAGAAAGGAUCAAGGCUACCGAGGACCGACUAGCUUUACUGUUAAUCCCCAAGGACCCCAUGGACGAGAAGAACGUCAUGCUGGAGAUCCGCGCGGGGACGGGCGGCGGCGAGGCGGCCAUCUGGGCUGGCGAUCUCGUGGAGGCCUAUACGAGGUACGCGAAGACGCAGGGCUGGCAGACGCGCGUCGUGGAUGCGUCGCCGGGCGACGACGGCGGCUACCGGCAGUACACGAUGGAGGUGACGGGUCAAUCAGUUUAUAGUAAGCUGAAAUUCGAAAGUGGCGUGCAUAGGGUUCAAAGAGUACCAGCGACCGAAAGUCAGGGCAGGGUGCACACGUCGACCGCUACAUUGGCCAUCAUGCCGGAAGUUGAUGAUGUCCAAAUUAAGAUUGAUCCCAAGGAUAUUAGUAUGACGACGGCGCGGUCGGGCGGCGCGGGCGGCCAGAACGUCAAUAAGGUCGAGACGGCCUGCGACCUCAUGCACCACCCGACGGGGAUUCGGAUUUUUUGCACGCAGGAACGGACGCAGCUCAAGAACAAGGAGCUGGCGAUGCAACUACUCCGGUCGAAGUUGUUUGAAUUGGAGCAGGAAAAACAGGCCGCCGAGAUCAAGGAACAGAGGUUGAUGCAGGUCGGCACCGGUGGUAGAUCCGAGAAAAUACGCACCUACAACUGGAAAGACAGUCGGUGCACGGACCACCGGCUCGGGCAGAACUUCAACCUCGACAAGGUCCUGGCCGGGGAGUUAGAACCGGUGGUGGCCGCCUGCGUCGCCAUGGACGAGAAGGAGAAGCUCGAGCAGCUCGCGAAGGAGGCCAUGGCAUAACUAUCCACAUUUAUUACUUCCGAGUCGCGGCGAUGACGCGUCGAUAUGGCCUCGCGUCGGUGGCGUGGAGGUGUCGCCAGACGCCGUCGACGCGGCCGCGCGAGAGUCUCGGUCGCGCCCGCGCCGCCGCCGACGCGAGCC